Mya arenaria is the source of this 6219-nucleotide messenger RNA. RefSeq names its product BMP-binding endothelial regulator protein-like. Lineage: Eukaryota; Metazoa; Mollusca; Bivalvia; Myida; Myidae. Bases 871 to 2922 code for a protein of 683 amino acids. Gene Ontology annotation, molecular function: protein binding. The transcript is spliced from 15 exons. The record is from RefSeq and is a predicted model, not a curated record.
CUGGGGGAGUGAAUAUAUUAUGUUUAAUGCAUGUUUCGGUCUUAUUUCUUUGCACUGCGAGUUUUUGAAGUAAGACUUUGAAAAGCAAAUAAAUUAGAUGAAUGAGUAAAUACUGUGAACAAUUUGAAACGUCAUGAAGGAAUGUUUAUCAUAUAGUGUUUCGGUGCAGAAUAAGUUAUUAAUUAAUUCAACUUUAAAUGGAUGGGAAUUAAGUGCAAAAAUGUAAAUGAAUUGACGAAAACUAUGCAAAUCAGAAGGAUUUCAUUUUGCAGAUGGCCGGUUCUUGCGUUUUAACAUUAAAGCUUUCAGGGAAUUGGGAAAAAACAAACGUCUACGCGUGCUGAUCCAUGUCACUCAACGCUCGAACGCACAUGUUAUUGGGCCAAAAGAGAAGCAAGAAUUACCGAAAAGAUGUCAUAACAUUUGGCUAUAUUGAGACGAUGCAUAUGGACGGAGGGAUGGAGUCCAUUAGUCCAAUAGGAUUUGUGGAAUCAUGGAUUUGCUUUUAAUCACGUGACUAAUUUGGAAAUCACGUGAUGUAAAAAAAUAAAGUGUAUUCAUUGCACGGAAAAUGAAUAAAAAGUGGUUACAAGUAUUAUAGUGCAUAAUGGAAUGAAAUUCUUUGGGUAGAAGAUAGAAAUCUUGUAUGGAAUAAAUCCAAUGAUAAGAAAAACUAUAAGAUUUGAAUCAAUGAACAUUCAAUAUAAUUAAACUUAACUUAAUAGUUAAAAGUCAUUAGGUUUAUGGGAAAAAUUUAAAUUGAAAAAUAAAAAGAAAUGAAGAAAAAAAUGGUCGAAUAAUUUUUCGAUGUGAUACAAUGUGAUUACGUGUGAUUUGUUAUCGUACGGACGGACGAACACAUGUGAUACUAUGUUUCCAAGUAAUGGAGUUACAGUCAACAAUUCUGUCGGAUUACGCAAUAUCAUUUGGAUUAUAAUCAUCAUGUGUUUCAACAAGUAUGCUGACAGCCAACUAUCAGGUUCCUUCGCAUCGUGUAAACGUGACGGAGAUCCGGUCUACAUUCCCAUGGUGUCCGAUAACCCGUGCAUAUCAUGCUUCUGCAGUAACAAAAUAGUGAAGUGUAGCCAGACCCAGUGCCCCAACGUAGAGGGCUGUUACGUCAUUCUGUUUGAUAACUUCCUGGAGGAUAAGAAGUGCUGUGACGUCUGCAAAGGUUGCAUGUACAAAGGACGAACGUACGCCAGCGGAGAGAGUUGGACCGACCCCCGCGACCCGUGCACAACUUUCACGUGCAGGGCUUCUGUGAUAACCAGGUCCCGGACUCAGUGUUACAGUCCGUGCUCCGACCCCGUGGAAAUCCCAGGACAGUGCUGCCCCUCGUGUCAAGGGUGUUACUUCGACGGCCGCCGAUUUGCUGACGGGGACCGGUUUAACCUGACCACAGAUUCGUGUGUCCAAUGUUCCUGCAAGGCGGGCAGCGUUUCUUGUGAGCAGAUGUCAUGUCCGGUGCUGAACUGUCCGAAAGCCGCCAUCUACACCGUUCCGGAGGACUGCUGUCCCAGAUGUAAAGGCCAACGAAAUAUAUAUAACCUACCAGGCGGACGAUGUUUUUACCAGAAGAAGAUUUACAGUGACGGACGACUGUUUAAACCUGAUACGUGUACAAAAUGCCAGUGUAAGAACGGGACGUCCUUGUGUGAGCGGGAGACUUGCCCCCAUCUCUCGUGCGCUAAGGAACAACGACUUUCGGUCCCCGGGUCGUGCUGUCAGGCCUGUCCGAAGAAGAAACAAUGCUUAUACGAGGGGGUCUUUUAUGCGGACGCUCAGCAGUGGAAGCCGGACACGUGCAAAGUGUGUGAUUGUGAUAACGGGGUCACACACUGCCAGACCCAACACUGUAACAACGCCCUCUGGUGUCCGCAGGGGUAUACAUUGCAGUUCGAUGAUAAAGAGUGUUGCCCAACAUGUAUAGAGACUCGGGCCGUGUGUACUGUUUACGGAGAUCCACAUUACAAAACAUUCGAUGGAAAACUUUACAAUUUUCAGGGACCAUGUAAAUACAUUUUAACUGAAGACUGUCUAAAGAAAUCAUUUUCCGUACGGGUACGAAAUGACGCCAAAACUAGCAGUAGUUUUACAUGGACAAAAACUGUAGUGAUAUUUAUAGAAGGUGUUAAAAUUCAUUUAUUACAACGAUUACGGGUAAAGGUGAAUAGAAAACGCGUUUAUUUACCGUAUAAACACAAUGAAAUUCCUGCUUUUACAAUCAUACAAACGGGUCACACUGUAGUUUUAAACUGGUCACGUGAGUUAAUGGUCACGUGGGACGGUGACAGUUUUGUGGAAGUGUCAAUUUCAAGUAGAUAUAAACGGAAAUUGUGUGGAUUAUGUGGGAAUUUUAACGGCCUUCAAUUUGACGAUUUCACGGGCAAAGAUGGCCGCCAAUAUAUGACCGGUGAGGAAUUUGGUGAAACGUGGAGAUAUGGGAGUCGAAGCGCGUGCGUAAUAAGACCGGAAGUGACGUCAGAAUCUCAGUGUUUGAACGAUACAGUGGCCAGUGUACGAGCAAAGAGGGAAUGCAGUUUCCUGCUCGGUUCAGUCUUUCAUAGAUGUAGACGCGUUGUAGAUGUCCGUCCAUAUUAUAGUUCCUGUUUAACUGACACUUGCGAGUGUCCGCAAACCAAGCGAUGCGAGUGCGAGGCUUUCCGCGCAUACGGCCGCACAUGCGCACAACACGGUAUGGAAAUAGACUGGGAGCCGGUUGCACCGUGUGCAGCGGAAAGAAAAUGUCCAGUCGGUUCUAAGUUCAAGAAGUGCGCAACACCCUGUCCCAAAACUUGUGAAAACUACAACAAAAUCGAGCCCUGCCUCAAGCCAUGCAUAAAAGGAUGCCAGUGUCGGUCUGGACUUGUUCUACACAACAAUGCAUGUAUACCUCCUGCAAGUUGCCCCGCCCGCUGACCAAUCUACAACAUUUAGCCGGGUUGUGCACGAUAUUUAUUAUAAACCACCAGUCAGUUGUAUUGGCUGGUGACAAGUCUAUAAAUAGAAGGGUUCUUCACGAUCAUGUUCAAGUUUUGCAACUCGCCUGUCAUGUUCGGCGACAAGUCUAAAACAGUUGGAUGGAUUCUAUUACGUCGGCUUGUAACCAGUAUAUAAUUAAUUGGACUGGUUGUUGACUAUUACAUGUGUACAAUGUAAUUCAACUUUUUGCCUAAGUGGCCAGUCUAGCCGGAAUGGAUUUUGUUUUUAACGUAUAUUUAUUUAUAUUGUUUUUACAUUUAACUGUAUUUUACAUAUCUUGGUUAGGCAAUCGGAAGCUAAGAAAAACACAAUCAAAAAAUCUUUGAUCCCACAUGCCCUUGUGAAGGCGCAUCAUUUUAAAGCUGUAUUCUCACAAAUUUGUGAGUGACGAUAUUUUUCUUGGUACACAUGUAGAUUUAAUGAUCCCAACGUGCAUAUCGUUAGCAUGCGAAUUCUACGCUUCUAGAUUAAUUUAAUGCCUGUCAAACUUAUCUUAUGCAAAACCACUUUGAAAAGAAUCCACAUAUUGAAUCUCAAUAUGUCUUUAUUGUACGCCCAAUAUCUGCUAUACCGGUGAUAGUGAAAUAUAUUUCAUUUUUUCAAUCACGAAAUUGUUUAUUUUUGACAUUCAGUCGAACCUUGUCGGCUCGAACUCGCUUAGCUCGAAUACCUUGUUGGAUCGAACUAGAUGAAUAAGACAGAUUUCUUUUAACUGUGGUGAACAUUACCGCUUGGCUCGAAUUUUCGUUGUAUAUGAGUUCGAGAAAACGAGGUUCGACUGUAUAAUAUCAUUGUUUGUUAAUUAUCCAUUCUAUAGGGCAUUUUGUUAUUUUCAGAACUAUGUUAUCAUGAAUCUGACGUUUGAUUGUCAAACAGUGACAAUAGUUAUCAUACAUAUGGCUUCAAAGGGUUUUACCCUAUAAACGUGAGAAAAUCCCUUUAACUCUAUAGUGAGGAAUUAGCCCGAUCAUUUCAGUGUUUAUAAAAAUGAGAAAAUACCCAAAUAUUACGGUAUUCAGUCAAAUGAGGUAAUACCUCAUUGUUCUUCCAAAUAAGGAUAUACCCGAUCAUUUCAGUGUUUAUAAAAAUGAGAAAAUACCCAAUCAUUUCAGUCUUUAUAAACAUGAGAAAAUACCCAAUCAUUUCAAGGUUCUUCCAAAUAAGGGUAUGCCCAAUCAUUGCAGUGCUCAUUCAAAUGAGGAUAAACCCAAUCACUUCAGUUUUGAUUCAAAUAAAGGUAUACCCAAUCAUUUCAUUUUGAUUCAAAUAACGGUAUACCCAAUCAUUUCAGUUUUCAUUCAAAUGAGGAUAUACCCAAUAAUUUCAGUUUACAUUCAAAGAGGAUAUACCCAAUCACUUCAGUUUUCAUUCAAUUGAGGAUAUUCCAAAUCAUUUCAGUUUUCAUUCAAUUGGGGGUAUACCCAAUCUUUUCAAGAUUCUUCCAAAUGAGGAAAUACCCAAUCAUUUCAGUGCUCAUCAAAUCCAUCUUGUCUUUCCUAAUAAUUGGCCAGUUUGUUUUUAAUGUGUAUGUUAAGCUUUAUAUGUUUCUUAUGUGUAUGGAGGCGGAAUAAGGCAGUAGACAGGCUGCGAAAGAUGACGUGUAUGUGUACCUGUUUGUGUAACUGUAUGCGUAUCUGUAUGUGAACACGUCCAUGUAAAAGUUGCCAUUGGGUUUAAAAUUCAUUUUAAUUGCCAGCUGACUGAUUAUCGCAUAAUCGCUUUCCUUCAUUCGGAAAUCCUCGGCCAUUUUCCAUCGAAAACAACCACGUAAGAACAUGGACGUUUUCAAUAUAGAAUAUGUUUUAACUACGCUGCAAGUAGGUCGUGUAGAAAUUUCAAUAAAGCAGUUAAACUUUAAGACUUUAUUCUAGGGAAUCUUAAUUCUUUAUGCUAUAAUUCACUUUAUUGGCAAUUAAUUUUAACUUGUAUACAACAUACACGUUAUUAAAAAAAAAUAAAAACUACUUCUACCGAUGGUGCGGCAUACAUCCGAGGUUGUUAGACGUAUUACACAUACCUGGAUGACGUAGUACACAAAAAGUAGCCCACACAUACACGUUCCCGUACAAGUAAUGUUUCUCGCCUCUCAUUUUUACUCCUAUUUCGCGUAUAUCUGAAGAUGUUUGUUUUCGAAGAUAAAGACGAUGAAUUCCGUGUAUACCAUCGUGUAUGUUAUUAGGCAUAUGGAUUUUAGUAUUUGUGUUAUUGGUGUGACAAAGGUUUCCAAAGUACAAUUUAUCUUUUUGUUUUGUUUUACCAAGCAUUCAUCAUUGACAAAAAAGUUUGAUUAGGUAGUUAGUUCCCUCAAACACUUCUACAAGCCUGUUUCCAAACUAAUGUUUUGACAGUGCUUCGUAAGGCGGUGGUUUUGUGAAAAGGUUUGUCGAAGUGUUUUCAAAAAUUAAGCUCUCAAUCAAAGUCUGGUAAAGACCGAAGGCUGGGCUCCGUAAGCGGUGUAGACUGCGCUUCGUUUCAUUCAAAAUGGUGUAGAAAUAGUAAAGUUAUCCUUGUUUAAAGUCUAUAUUCAAAGCAAGAUAAUUAUUGCCUUCCGACGUAACAUUUAUGACGUAAUUUAUCACGUGGUUUACAUGUAUAUCGUUUAAGAUUAACAUUAUAACAACAAAUCAAAAGUAGAAAUAAAUACAUGUACUUUAUCCUUGAACUUUUGUCAUUUUGUUGUGAUUAUAUUUUUGAAACACAUCUUAAAAGCUGCACUCUCACAGAUUAACCGUUUUGAGAACAUUUUUAUUUUCCGUCUGGGAAUGAACCAAUCUUUGCGUAAAUAUCUGGAAACCAGUUAUAUAAGACUGGUGGCAAAAUAUCAGACCACAGUUUUUGAUAAUUACGUUCGAAAAUUGAAGUUUUUUGGCUAAAAGCGUUACUUACGCCUUUACAAAAAAUGAGUUUUUCGGCAUAAAACAACAAUAUUCGCACGUAAAUAUGGAAAAUUGCGACCUGAUACUUUGUCGACACUCCUAUAUCACUGGUUCUCAGACAUUUACGCAAAAAUUGGCUCAUUCUUAGACAAAAAUAAAAAGGUUGUCAAAAUGAGCCAUCUGUGAGAGUGCAGCUUUAAAUAAUUAAAAGUAUAUAUUUUCAUCAAAAAAUAUUUAUUUUAAUUCCAUGUAUGUGUUUUUUUCAUGACUAUUUUCUUAGCAUGUUGUUUUAUUUUGUAAUUGUAUGUACAUGUACAUAGAUAUUUCUUAUUUAUUUUAAUUUUUUCUCAGUUUUACU